AUGUCUCUGAUGUGUCCCCUCCAGGGAGACGUCCCCUGGGACGAUAAGGAGUUCAGGAUGUACCUGCUGAGCGGAGCCGCGUUCUGGACGACCGUCACAUACUUCGUCUUCUUUAGGGACGGAGGACGAGAAGUCACCUGGAAGGACUUUGUCAACAACUACCUGACCAGAGGGGGGGUGGACCGGUUAGAGGUGGUCAACAAGCGGUACGUUAAAGUGGUCUUCUCUUCAGGAAAGGCGCCGGUGGACGGGUACGUGUGGUUCAACAUCGGCAGCGUGGACACGUUUGAGAGGAACCUGGAGACGGCCCAGUACGAACUCGGCAUCGAGGGAGAGAACCGUCUGCCGGUGGUUUAUUCCACCGAGAGCGAUGGGACUUUCCUACUGAGCAUGCUCCCCACGGUGCUGAUCAUUGGCUUCCUGCUGGUGAUGCUGCGGCGCGGGGGGGCGGGGCCGGGGGGGCGGCCCGGCCGCGGGAUGGGGGGGCUGUUCAGCGUCUCCGAGACAACCGCGAAGAUCCUGAAGGACGAGAUCGACGUCAAGUUCAAGGACGUGGCCGGCUGCGAGGAAGCCAAGAUGGAGAUCAUGGAGUUCGUCAACUUCCUGAAGAACCCCCGGCAGUACGAGGACCUGGGGGCCAAGAUACCCAAGGUACUGCUAAAUAUACUGCAUAAUAUACUACAUACACAUUAUCUGCCCCGGGAGCAGUUCCUGUACACGGCCGAGCAGCUGCUGGACCGCAUGUGCAUGACGCUGGGAGGCCGCGUCGCCGAGGAGAUCUUCUUCGGACGCAUCACCACGGGCGCCCAGGACGACCUGCGCAAGGUCACUCAGAGCGCCUACGCCCAGGUACCAUUAUAA
Molecule: messenger RNA, 861 nt
Organism: Etheostoma cragini (Arkansas darter)
Lineage: Eukaryota; Metazoa; Chordata; Actinopteri; Perciformes; Percidae
Product: AFG3-like protein 2
Exons: 5
Coding region: 1-861 (286 amino acids)
Biological process (GO): protein-containing complex assembly; mitochondrial protein processing
Cellular component (GO): membrane; m-AAA complex
Molecular function (GO): zinc ion binding; metalloendopeptidase activity; ATP-dependent peptidase activity
Source: RefSeq, a predicted model, not a curated record